GUAGAAAGGUAGUAUUCAGCGACUAUUGCUGAGAAAGGAAGCACACCUGAGAGUAUACUAAAGAUGUUCGAGAAACGAAGGAGGAAUCUCUGUACUCGCCCACUGUUCAGGAUCAACAGUGCGUAACUUUAGCUUGAUUUACAUUCUAGAACUGGUUAAUUGUAUUUACACUGUGUACAUUCUGUUUAAUUAAAGAUGGAUUGAACGAGAAGAGUGUGGAAAUCUAUAAAGUUUUAGAAGCCUGAAGACAUAUAAUGUGGCAAAUGGAGCGAAGAUACUCAGUGCCUCCGAGUACGUUGUCUGAUCCAUCAGGAAGAUAUCAUACCACAGAAGAUCUUCAUGCAUGGAGUAUUUAUCGCCAAAAUCUUAAUUCGGACUUCACUGAUAGUGCCCUGGGAAGUUCAGAGAAGUCACAACCACCUUUCGGUAAUUUUCAAUUGCGUGAAUCAACUGUUCAUACAAUUCUAAAUCAUCCCAAGUAUGGACCGAGAGAAAGGCAAUCGGAAUUGGGUACUAACAUAUAUACUUAUCUCAGAUUUGGAUUACCACGUGUGUUUCCUCAUGGAAAACCUCUCAAAAGCUCAAGUGGUUAUGAUUCUAGUGAUGACGGCUCUCCGUUCUUAGAUCCAAAGAGGAGGACACGCAGUGAUCCGGAUUUCAGAAGUCACUUUGAAUGCAUGCAUCGUCGUCCACCCACUCAAAAUAUAAGAGCUAGUAGCGAAAUGGACUUGAAACACCAUACAAUGAGAUCGGAAAGAAAACAACAACAUAUUGUUAAAACACAACACGAACUUAAAGAAGGUUAUCACACUCACCCUAUGCCAAACAGUGAUAGAAGAAGUAUGAUUGGUUCACAUCUUUCUGUGAACAGUCGAAGCGUUCGCGGUGAAAAUUACUAUGGACAGGAUCCUUACGCAGUUAGCGAUAAAUAUUUAUAUUAUGCAGGGCAACAAAAUGAAGUGGAAUGUCCAUUACUUAGGCAUCCACAUUUACAAGUUCGAGAUUUAACUUAUGAGGUAGACAUGUCUUCGGCUUGGCAUACUCUUUGUGGUGGUGCAAGGACAAAAUUAAGGCUUCUUGAUAAUCUAUCAUUUGAGGCUCGUGCAGGUGACAUCCUUGCCAUAAUGUCGACUACAGAUGAUGAAGGUACUGCAGUGUUAGAUAUACUUGGCAAUAGGCAUAAAAAAUGGAGAUGUCGAUUAAGAGGCGAUUUUUUAAUUAACGGUCUAUAUAUGACUCCAUCCAGACUCGAGCAGUGCCUUACAUAUGUUCAAAAGGAUCCUGAUUUUACGUCCGAUAUGAGUGUUAGACAAACAAUGCUCUUUAACUCCUUGCUCCUUGAACCUGAUCACACUAGAGAAUACGACACAAAGACAAGAAUCAACGCACUUCUAGAAGAUCUAGGAUUAGGACAAGUGAAACACACAAGAGUCAGAGAUCUAACAGAUUCAGAAAAGAGGAGGCUUAAUGUUGCUUGUCAUCUGUUGUUUGAUACAGAUAUAGUAUUGUUGGAUCAACCAACAAAGGGAAUGGAUAUAUUUGAUACAUUCUUUUUAGUAGAAUUUCUACGGCAAUGGGCAGCAAGAGGUCGAAUAGUCAUCCUCACAAUUCAUAUACCAACUUAUGAAAUUUUUACAAUGAUUUCAAGAGUUGCCCUAAUAUCGACUGGAAGAAUGUUAUAUUUUGGAAAGAGGAAAGAUAUGCUUCCAUACUUUGCCUAUAUAGAUUUUCCUUGUCCUGCAUUCAAAAAUCCAUCGGAUUAUUAUUUGGACUUGGUAACAUUAGACAAUUUAUCUGCUGAGGCAUUGCUAGAAUCCAGUCAAAGAGUAGAAAACUUGGUAGAAAUAUUUAGAAGACGUCAAGAUGUAUUAUCUGAUCCUGGUCCGCCUGGAUUACCUCCUCCAACAGUUAAAAAAGUAAACAUUAUAUCUCAGAUACUCGCUUUAUGGAUACGAGUGCUAAUUUACAUGUUUCCAUUCAAUGUCAUUUAUUUCUGUCGGGAUGUGUUCUUAGCUGCACUUAUGUCAGUUUUGAUUGGAGCUAUUUAUUGGAAUAUAAGAGCUGGUAAAGAACAAGCAGAUGUCAGUGAUAGAUUUGGUUUUUAUUACGUCAUGAUGGCAUUAUCAAUUUGGCCUCUCAUUCUAAAUUGUACCACAGAUAUAUGGGAAGAAAAAUUAGCAAUAGGGAGAGACAUCAAGGAAGGACUUUAUGGGAAAUUUACUUACGUUUUAUGCAAGCUCACUUACAGCUUACCAGUAACGGCAAUUGUAUUCACAGCUUAUUGUGUACCAGCAUAUUCCAUGGCAGGCCUUCAGACUACUUCAAGAGUACAUGCAUUCACUGUUUAUAUAGCAUACAUGUUGUUUUACCUAUUUACCAUUCGUAUGUUAGCGAUAGCAUUAAGUUGGGCUUGUUCUUCACGCCAUAUAGCUGCAAUUUGGACUGGUAUCAUCAUGAUGCCAAUAUUAACUACUGCAGGUUACACUGUCCAUUUUGACGAUUUAUCAGUAAUCGUUUCGUGGUUGCAAUGGUUGUCGCCAGCAAGAUGGAUGAUGGAAAAUUUAUUAAGUUGGGAAUUUAACAAAAAUUCCAACAAUAACGAUUUUGAUCCUAAAUAUAUAUGCAGUUAUAAUCCUGUCAUUAAACAAAAUACAAUACUUGCAAGGGCAGAAUGCGGUAUCGUAACUGAUCACCAAGCAUUGAAUUUUUAUAAAUAUUUAAGUGAUUGGCCACUUUAUCAACCCAUUAUUAUAACAGUAGCUUUUCACGUAAUAUUCUUACUUAUAGGAUUAUUUGCAUUUCUUCUAACGAAGCAAACUAGGAAGAAACGAUUUCCUGUUAUGUAGGAAUAUCAGCGUGAAGAUCGAUGUGUGCCAAAGUUUGCUGUAAGACCUUGUUGGACAACAUACGUGUAAUUAACAUCACUACUUUUAGUUUAUGAAUAUUGUUUGUGUAUUUUACUAUAAAAAGCUAACUUAAUUUUGUAA
Molecule: messenger RNA, 2987 nt
Organism: Centruroides sculpturatus (bark scorpion)
Lineage: Eukaryota; Metazoa; Arthropoda; Arachnida; Scorpiones; Buthidae
Product: ATP-binding cassette sub-family G member 8-like
Exons: 10
Coding region: 255-2846 (863 amino acids)
Cellular component (GO): plasma membrane
Molecular function (GO): ATP hydrolysis activity; ABC-type transporter activity; ATP binding
Source: RefSeq, a predicted model, not a curated record